AUGCAGUUCGUCGUACUCGUCGCCUUGAUCGCUGUCGCCGCAGCCAAUUCCGACUAUCCCGGCUCAAGUUAUCCAGUUCCAUCUUACUAUAGGCCAUCGUAUUCACCUUCAACGUACGAGGUCAAGGAAUACCCCGCUCAGCCGUACUCUUUCAACUGGGCCGUCUACGAUGGUUACGGCAACGACUACGCCCACUCUGAGAGCAGCGACGGCAAGGUGACGACCGGUUCUUACCGCGUCCUCCUCCCCGAUGGUCGUGUUCAAAUCGUCACCUACAAAGCGGACAGCUACGGAUACACUGCUGAUGUCAAGUACGAAGGCGAAGCCAAGUACCCCGCUCCAUCCGCCUACUCCGCUCAGGCUUACUCCGCACCUGUAUUCACCUCUCAAGCUGUCACUGCUCCCGCUGCAUCAUCUCGUACUUACUCCGCACCAGUUGUUACCGGUCCUGUUGCUCCUGCUCGCGUUUUAACCACUUCAUCUGUUACCGCUCCGGUUGCUGACUCGCGAACUUAUUCCGCACCGGUCUUCACUUCUCCUGCGUCCUCAUCUACCGUAUUCACCUCGUCUUCAGUCGGCGGUCCUGCUGCAGCUUCUCGUACUUACUCCGCACCAGUUUUUACUUCUCCCGUAAUCAUUUCCGGUGAUGUCACGGCUCCUGCUGGCACUUCUCGCACCUACUCCGCCGCAGGUUCCUCCUCUACCGUUAUCACUUCUCCAGUUAUCACGGCUCCUGCCGGCCCCGCUACGUCAAGCACCGCCUUCGGAGCCGGCCAAGUCUACGGGACUUCCGCUAACGUUGCCCGCGAUUACUAAGUCCAACAAAUUCUGAAAUAGUGAUGUAA
Daphnia carinata is the source of this 845-nucleotide messenger RNA. Its product is annotated as cuticle protein-like. The coding region runs from base 1 to 816 and encodes 271 amino acids. The record is from RefSeq and is a predicted model, not a curated record. NCBI's taxonomy places the organism in Eukaryota, Metazoa, Arthropoda, Branchiopoda, Diplostraca, Daphniidae. The transcript is spliced from 3 exons. Gene Ontology annotation, cellular component: extracellular matrix.